Messenger RNA from Penicillium verhagenii, 1017 nucleotides. RefSeq names its product glutathione S-transferase family protein. Lineage: Eukaryota; Fungi; Ascomycota; Eurotiomycetes; Eurotiales; Aspergillaceae. The record is from RefSeq and is a predicted model, not a curated record. The transcript has 5 exons. Gene Ontology annotation, molecular function: glutathione transferase activity. Bases 1 to 1017 code for a protein of 338 amino acids. Gene Ontology annotation, cellular component: cytoplasm.
AUGGCUACCGGAAACUCCGCAAAAAUUACCGAUUGGGUAAACCCCAACGACAAGUCCGGCGAAUUCAAGCGACAGCAGUCUGCCUUUCGCAGCUUUAUCUCCCGCGAGGCCGGAGCUGAGUUCCCGCCAGAGAAGGGCCGUUACCAUCUCUAUGUUUCAUAUGCCUGUCCCUGGGCUCACCGGACCUUGAUCACCCGUAAGCUCAAGGGUCUCGAGGAUAUCAUUUCCUUUUCGUCGGUGCACUGGCACCUCGCCGAGAAGGGAUGGCGUUUUGCCACUGCGGACGAGGAUCUCCCCGGUGAAAACACUAUCCCCGACCCAUUGCACCCCGAGUACACUCACAUCCGCGAAGUCUACUUCUCCAACGACCCAGACUAUGCCGGACGUUUUACCGUCCCCGUUCUUUUUGAUAAGAAGACCAAGCAGAUCGUCAGCAACGAGAGCGCCGAGAUCAUCCGCAUGCUCUACUACGAGUUCGAUGAUCUCCUCCCAGAGUCCUACAAGAAGCUCGAUCUGUUCCCAGCCAACCUGCGCGAGCAAAUCGACACAAGCAAUGAAUGGAUCUAUAACGACGUCAACAACGGCGUCUACAAAUCCGGCUUCGCAACCACCCAAGAAGCCUACGAGAAAGCUGUGACUACACUCUUCAGCUCCCUGGACAAGAUCGAGGCCCACCUCACCACCCAGGCCUCCGUCUCGCCAUACUUCUUUGGCAAUUCCGUCACUGAGUCAGAUAUUCGCCUUUUCACCACUAUUAUCCGGUUUGAUCCUGUGUACGUGCAGCACUUCAAGUGCAAUAUUCGGGAUAUCCGUUCUGGAUACCCGGCUAUUCACCGUUGGCUGAGGGCUUUGUACUGGGAUCUGCCGGCGUUCCGGGAUACAACGGAUUUCGAGCAUAUUAAGAAGCAUUAUACGAAGUCGCACAAGCAGAUUAAUCAGUUUGCUAUUACGCCUGUUGGACCUUUGCCGGAUAUUCUGCCCAAGGAUCAGGAGGUUAAUGCUGUGAAGGGUGCUUAG